Messenger RNA from Coregonus sp. 'balchen', 5393 nucleotides. The record is from the annotation of a GenBank genome assembly. Lineage: Eukaryota; Metazoa; Chordata; Actinopteri; Salmoniformes; Salmonidae.
CUAGGGGAAUAAUAUUACGUCAUACAGCCUUAACCAGGAAGUAAGAAAAACAACAAUCGGCGAGAAGAGUGACACGAUAACCUGUAGUUAGCCUGAAACGUUUUAAAAGGACCUUAUUUCCAUAUAGUUUAGAGUUUUAGAUCCCAGAAUGUCCGUGUUUGGGAAGCUGUUCGGCGGUGGGGGCAAAGGAGGGAAAGGGCCGAGUCCACAAGAGGCGAUUCAGAAACUCCGAGACACAGAGGAGAUGUUAGCGAAGAAACAGGACUUUCUAGAGAAAAAGAUUGACCAGGAACUCAUAACUGCAAAGAAAAACGGCACUAAAAACAAACGAGGUGAGUCGCCAACUAACAUCACAUGUGCAUCGUCACGAUUCUUGUCUAACUUGGCUAGCUAAUGAAGCUAGCUAUUUAAAGUUCGCCUGUUUGUUAACGUUAGCUGCCUUGGCUAGUUAGCCAGAUAGUUGCUAACUUUCCGAGCGGCCACGGCUGUCACUGAAUAGUCAGGUUGCCAGGCUCGCCCUAUCUCGUUGCCACAACUGUUACAUUUUAGUCAUUUAGCGUGUUAGAACAGCAAAGAUUCAUUAUACCCGUGUAAAGGUGCGUUUUGUGUUAGUGACUCUGGUAUCAAAAGUCUGGAUACAGCAUCAACAAGUUACGGAAUUGUGUGUGAAUCAUGAAUUUGCCUGUUCCUCAAGAUAAGGGAAGGGGCCACCCGUCCAUUCAGACAGUAUCGACUUAAUAAUAAUUUAUUACAUUGUUAAAGCGCUUUUCAUUAUACAGAAUAAUCUCAAAGUGCAUAAAAUACAAACCAAAUAGAAGAAGAAAAAAAACUAGACACGGCAACUUCACAGUUAUGACUAAACUAAACACCCAGUUACCAGUGUUGCCAAUUUAGCGACUUUGUCGCUAUAUUUAGCGAGUUUUCAGACUCCUCUAGGGACAUCUUUUUUUUUUAAAGCGACUAGCGGCAAAUCUAGCGACUUUUUCUGGUGUUAAUGGAGACUCUGACGUGAAAGCAGGUAUCGUUCUUACUCUUCUCAACGAGCAGCGGGUGCUUUGUUACCGCCGUCCCAAAGCACUCACAGGCCGCCCAGUCCUCACGCAGCAGUCCCUCCCAGCUGGAGAUGUUCACCAUUCCGCGUCCAGACUGCAAAUGAAUCGCGCAUGCGGGAAGCCGCCGCUGGCUGAUCCCGCCCUGGCUUACAUUCAGGGCGGGAUGUAAAUGUAGGGUGUUUUUUUACGCACUUUUUGUCUCUCCCACCACUUUAUUCCUCUCUCUUACAGCUUCCACACAAUUACAUGCACAUGGCCCAUUAUGCAAAUUAGGUGAUGGCGUCAUUUAGCGACUUUUAGGACAGCCAAUAGCUGUUACACGGCCUGUAGUGAUGAUUAGUAACCUAAUUCUGAUGGCUGACAGAGGCUCCAAGUGACUCCUGUCAUUGGUCGCGUUCCCCUGUUCAGACGUUUCAUGCAUUAACCAGUGGUUGCGUGCUACGUCAUCGACUGUGUCAUCGACUGACAGAUUGCUAUAAAAUAGGAUGGGGUUAGCUGAGACAUAAAAUACCUAUCCGGGCGUUGUAAAAUCUGGCAUGCGUCAGCAACGCCUGGGCAGAGGAACACGCCCAAUGUCUUCAGUGGUGUUCAUGACAUAGGCUAGCAUAGCCCAAUAAUGGACUAAAGGAGCCUUACUCCUUAUAGUCCGAGGACCUUACAUGUUCUGUUUAGAGGCAAAUUGGUGAAUUUAACCUGUUUUAACACAGUUGCAGUUUACAGUAUUCUUCAGUGACAGCAUGUGUGUGGCAUCCGUCUUCCAUUUACACACAGGAGUUCGGAGACCCAGAUAGCUAAUUAGUACAGGUAAUCGACUCAGUUUUUCAUAAACAAGCGCUGUAACAUGGACAUUUAGCCGUGUGGGAACCCUAACAAAAUAAAGGUGUGUGGUAAUUUAACAUUUAGCUUUUCGAAAAUUAUUUCUCGCUGAUAUGAAAGAUAAAUUCCUUAUGUUUCCAAAACCGUACCGCAAGCGAUGCGUUUUAACGUUCAGAAUGAGCACCGAGCUCUUAACCAAACUCCCCUGGCCAGAAUAUACUAUCGUUAAUAGGCGCUAAAGGCAGUUAGCGUCUAUGAAUGGGUUAAACAUUGAUCUGUGACAAAAUAUAAACGCAACAUGCAACAAUUUCAAAGAUUUUAACUGAGUUACAGUUCAUAUAAGGAAAUCAGUCAAUUGAAAUAAAUAAAUUAGGCACUAAUCUAUUGAUUUCACAUGACUGGGAAUACACAUAUGCAUCUGUUGGUCACAGAUACCUUAAAAAAAAAAAGUAGGGGCGUGGAUCAGAAAACCAGUCAGUAUCUGGUGUGACCACCAUUUGCCUCAUGCAGCGCGACACAUCUCCUUCGCAUAGAGUUGAUCAGGCUGUUGAUUGUGGCCUGUGGAAUGUUGUUCCACUCGUCUUCAAUGGCUUUGCGAAGUUGCUGGAUAUUGGUGGGAUCUUAAACACGCUGUCAUACACGUCGAUCCAGAGCAUCCCAAACAUGCUCAAUGGGUGACAUGUCUGCAGAGUAUGCAGGUCAUGGAAGAACUGGGACAUUUUCAGCUUCCAGGAAUUGUGUACAGAUCCUUGCGACAUGGGGCUGUGAAUUAUGCUGAAACAUGAGGUGAUGGCGGCGGAUGAAUGGCACGACAAUGAGCCUCAGGAUCUCGUCACAGUAUCUCUGUGCAUUGAAAUUGCCAUCGAUAAAAUGCAAUUGUGUUCGUUGUAUGUAUGUCUGCCCAUACCAUAACCCCACCACCACGGGGCACUCUGUUCACAACGUUGACAUUAGCAAACCGCUUGCCCACACAACACCAUACACGUGGUCUGCGGUUGUGAGGCAGGUUGGACGUACUGCAGAACUCUCUAAAACGACGUUGAAGGUGGCUUAUGGUAGAGAAAUGAACAUUCAAUUCUCUGGCAACAGCUCUGGUGGACAUUCCUGCAGUCAGCAUGCCAAUUACACACUCCCUCAAAACUUGAGACAUCUGUGGCAUUGUUGUGACAACUUCACAUUUUAGUAGCCUUUUUUGUCCCCAGCACAAGGUGCACCUGUGUAAUGAUAAUGCUGUUUAAUCAGCUUCUUUAUAUGCCAUGAACCUACUAACCACUUCUAUUCCCCUUUCACUAUGCACAGCGGCCCUGCAGGCCUUGAAAAGGAAGAAGCGGUAUGAGAAGCAGCUUACCCAGAUUGAUGGCACAUUGUCCACCAUCGAGUUCCAGAGGGAGGCGCUGGAAAAUGCCAACACCAACACUGAAGUGCUCAAGAACAUGGGCUUUGCCGCCAAGGCAAUGAAGGCUGCCCAUGAAAACAUGUAAGCAAGGGGCACAUUACUUGUUUAUUAGCUUUGGCCAGGUGCAGUCAUACAGCUUUUGUAUUUAUUCAAAUCUUUAUGUUCCCCUGUCCUUUUGUUUUAGGGACAUAGACAAAGUAGAUGAUUUGAUGCAAGACAUUACUGAGCAGCAGGAGCUGGCGCAAGAGAUCUCAGAUGCCAUCUCAAAACCUGUAGGCUUUGGAGAGGAGUUUGAUGAGGUAGGUGACAUUAACUUGUGUUGCACAUUAUUCUUUAUUUGUCUUAUCAGUGCUGUUAGUUCAAUAGUUGACCAGAUAUCACAGAAUUUUUUAAAAAAAUAUAUGCCAUUUAGCAGACGCUUUUAUCCAAAGCGACUUACAGUCGUGCGUGCAUACAUUUUUGUGUAUGGGUGGUCCCGGGGAUCGAACCCACUACCUUGGCGUUACAAGCGCCGUGCUCUACCAGCUGAGCUACAGAGGACCAGAUAUCUCAGAGACUGGAUGUUCUGUUUGUCUUGCAUCAUAGGAUGAACUCCUGGCAGAGUUGGAUGAGCUGGAACAAGAGGAAUUGGACAAAAACUUGCUGGAGAUCGGCGGGACAGAAGAUGUCAGUCUACCCAAUGUGCCUUCUACUUCAUUACCCACCAGACCUGGUGAGUCCUUUUGGAAUAUACAGUAAUAUGCAAUAAAACAAGGAAAUCCUCCAUGGGAACAUUUUAUGCCAUGGUUACUGUCCCAACAGAACAUUAAAUAACUAAUUGAUCUAUUGUAAUUUACCCCUUUAUUGCUGUAAAACCUUAAUAUUUGCCACGUUUACUCAAUUAAUUCACAAUAUCUGUAUGCGUUUUUUCUUUUAGCCAAGAAGAAGGAUGAAGACGAGGAUGACAUGGAGGACUUACAGCGCUGGGCGAUGGAGGCCAUGUAGUUCCAUUACUGACACCACCUGCUGUAGAGGGAAAGAAAGGACUUAUGAAAUACUGAAUAUGGUUGUUUUGUGUACAAGGAGAACCAACCACCUUCUAAAACUAGCACUACAAAGGCCAAUGCUGUAGGUUCUGUUUCCCGCCCAAAACCAGAGAAAGGGUACCAUGGCCUUGCAUAAAAAGUGGAAGUAUAGAACCUGUAUAAAAGCUAUAAACAGGAUGUUUGAAUCAGAAUACAUUUGUUUCUACAAAAAAGUUUUACAUCAACCCCCACUCUUGCAUUUGGGCAGUUAUUGUAAUAUCACUGAACUGUUCUAUUGCCUUUGUCUGUGGGAUGCUAUGAACAGCACUCAAAGACAAAUUUACUUUUUAGUACAUGGGAGUUGCAAUGUCUAUUUUUCAGACUUAAACAUAUUUACUGUUUGGUGGGCGUGGGCUGGAUGUUUUUAUUAGUACUUACUUUUUGUUUGUAAUUUCUACCAAAAUAGGAUGAAAAAUGAGCAUGCUCUCAUGGUAACGUUUAGAAUGGUCUAUUUUCAGGAUUGUUAUUCUGAAACUUUUGUUUUACAACAUUUUGACUAUUCCAUCUCCAAAGCAUCCUCACCAUGUGACACUUGUGAUUUGAAGUAAAUAUCUAAAUCAUUUAUAUUUUUGCUGUCACACAAGGUUUUCUUCAUGUUGUGCUAAGCAUGCAAUGAGGGGAAAAUCUUAAUACACCGCACGGCUUUUGAGAAAGACUAACCCCACCCUGUUCUGUUGUCUUUUCUGAAAAAGUUUAUUUUUAAUUGUAUGUUGAAAAAAAUGUCUACUUAUUAACUGCAGCAAAAAAUAUGAUGGUUUGUAAUGAAUAGACUAGUAGAUACAGUAUCAACAUUUUGGAUUUGAGGAUUAGUUGUAUUUUUUUUAAACAAUGUAUUUUUAAAAUAAAUACUACAUAGCAAAAAAAUAUGUAACAAGGAUAAGCAUGUUUGCAUUUCUAUGGUUUAUUUAUCCAGAUGAGAAUAUUAUUUGGCAAAUAAUUAAAGUUUUUGAUUAUUUUAUUGUGGUUGCUUUUCUUGCUUAGGGAUCAGUGUACAAAACAAUAAGAGAAUCUGUGAAUUCAAAGCUCAAUAAAGUAUAAAAGCUUUAUUUUAUUACUUUGAAAUCA